GCAAGCGCAGUUGGGGAGAUGUCCCCUUCCAUUAUUUUCCGCUUAGGUAGAAAUUGAGGAAUGUUACCGUCCUUGUAGUUGAGUGUGGGCGGGAGGACCCAGGGGUCCUGGGUUCUAAUUCUGGCUGCGUGACCCGAGCUACAACUUUGAGCCCCACUUUUUUCUUCAGCUGUUAAAAGGGGCGAACUACGCAUCUGAAGACUAGCUGCAGCCUGCAUUAAGCACUGAGUUCUAGCAAGGAAGAUGUGAUAACUAGACAAUAACAUUGAUUAAGGCCUGUGGAAAAAGCAAGUAGAGAGCCUGGCCUCUAGGGUCCGUGCACUGGGGGAGAUAGCUGUGGCACCUUAUUGAGGAAGACAAGACUUGGGAAAAGUCAGAAUCUCAAAAAAAAAAAAAACCAAAAACCCUAAAGAAGGAAUGAUUUUGGAGAACCAUGAUCUUCAAAAGAAAGAAAUUACUGACAUUCCAAGAUGUUGCUGUGGAAUUCACCCAGGAGGAAUGGAGGUAUUUGGAUCCUGGCCAGAAGGACAUGUACAGGGAUGUGAUGCUGGAGAACUAUGAGAACUUUGUCUCUCUUGAGCUUCCAAUAACUAAACCAACUGUGAUUUCUCGGCUGGAGAGACAUGAAGACCCCUGGCUUUCAAGGGAAGAAGAGCCCAGAUGCAUUUCUGAGGAUUCCCCUGUUGAAAAAAGAGAAUGUGAAACCAAAGAGUCAACUCCAAAAGAAUGUAUACCUACUAGAGAGCCAACCAAAGAGAGACUCAUCAGGGAUGAGUUCCGGGAUUCUAAAUUGGGAGAGGCUUGGAAUUAUGACACUGGAUUAGAAAGACAGAUAAAUGACCCAGAAAGACAGUCCAUGAAGCUAAUAGUUAAGCACAGCAAAACUUAAUUUAACAGAAUUUCCAUGGUGAAGAACCUUUGUAAGUUUAAUAAACACAAGAAGUUUUACAUUUACCACUCAAAGUUUAAUUACCAUAGAGUGUGUUCUCAAGGAGAAUCUCAUAGAAUUAAUGAAUAUGAGAAAACCUUCUACAUCAGUUCCUGCCUUACUGCACAUGAAGGAGUUCAUGCUCAAGUGAAAUCUCAUAAAUUUGAUGAAUGUGGUAAGGCUUCACACCUUGCUGUUCAUCAGGAAAAUCUGGAAGAAAAGCCUGUAAAACAGUGUAAUACAGGUAGGAAAAUUUUUGGUCAGAGGAGAUAUGUUUGUCAACAUAAGAGAAUUCCUACUAAAGAGAAACUCUAUAAAUGUAAUGAAUGUGGGAAAGCCUUCUGGAAGAAAGGAGAUCUUAAUUCACAUAAGAUAAUGCAUACUGGCAUGAAACCCUAUAAAUGUAACAAAUGUGGGAAAGCUUUCAGUUGUAGGAGAAGCCUUAAGCUACAUGAGGCAAUUCAUUCUGGGCAGAAACCUUAUAAAUGUAAUGAAUGAAGGAAAAGCCUUCAUCCGGAAUUUUCACCUAAAAAGGCAUAAAAAAAUUCAUACUGGAGAGAAGCCUUAUAAAUGUAAUGAAUGUGGAAAAGCCUUCAGGUAUAAAGAAGACAUGUUUGUACAUGAGAGACUUCAUACUGGGCAGAAACCCUAUAAAUGUAAUGAAUGUGGAAAAGCCUUCAAUUAUAAGGGAGGUCUUAAUUCACAUAAGACAAUUCAUACUGGAGAGAAACUCUAUAAAUGUAAUGAAUGUGGAAAAGCCUUCAGCUAUAAGGGACAUAUGAAUAGACAUAAGAAAACUCAUACUGAUGUGAAACUAUAAAUGUAAUGAAUGUGAAAAAACCUUCAAAUGUAAGGAAAACAUUAAUUUACAUAAGGGAAUUCAUAUUGAAGAGGAAUCCUAAAAAUGCAAGGAAUGUAGAAAAACUUUUAAGUGAUAGAAAAACUUAAAAUAA
This is a messenger RNA of Antechinus flavipes (yellow-footed antechinus), 1881 nucleotides long. RefSeq names its product zinc finger protein 69 homolog. The transcript is spliced from 5 exons. Gene Ontology annotation, biological process: regulation of DNA-templated transcription. The record is from RefSeq and is a predicted model, not a curated record. The coding region runs from base 434 to 889 and encodes 151 amino acids. Lineage: Eukaryota; Metazoa; Chordata; Mammalia; Dasyuromorphia; Dasyuridae.